Messenger RNA from Dentiscutata heterogama, 1449 nucleotides. The record is from the annotation of a GenBank genome assembly. Lineage: Eukaryota; Fungi; Glomeromycota; Glomeromycetes; Diversisporales; Gigasporaceae.
AUGGAAGACACUUUAACCGAACGAUCAAUCAAUGUUAAAUUUCGUUCUUCUAAUGGCGAUGCUUUCGAUAUGUGCUUUGAUCCUGGACAGUUGACUGUUCAACAACUAAAAGAGAGGCUUGUUACGCAAAUUUCUAUACCUGCAGAUAAUAUGCGUCUCGUUUACUCCGGAAGGGUAUUGAAGGAUGAGGAUAUGGUAGACCUAUACGCUAACCGUGCAGCCGAACAAGCAGCAAAUGUGACACCGAUUACAUCAACCCAAGGAAACGUUAAUGGGACGGCGACAAAUCCUUUUGGAAUUAAUCAUUUUGGAACCAGUCUCGAACAAGAUAUGAGAAAUAUGAUGAAUUCACCUGUAAUUAGGCAAUUGCUUUCUAAUCCUGAAAUUGUGAGGUCUAUGGUGAUGCAAAAUCCAACAAUGCGACAAAUGAUUGAGCGAAACCCCGAAAUUGGACAUAUAAUUAAUGACCCAUCCUUUAUCCGCCAGACAAUGGAUAUGGCACGUAAUCCCGAACUGAUGAGGGAGAUGAUGCGUAAUAAUGAUCGAGCAUUGGCAAAUCUUGAAACUAUACCAGGUGGUUUUAACCAUUUACGACGAAUGUACCAUACCUUACAGGAACCACUUGAGUCUGCAGGCCGACAUAAUGAUCAAUCAUCAGAGGCAGUAAACCAACGCCUUGCUCAAUUAUUAAAUUUACUUUAUUCAACAGAGGGGCGAAUAAAUAAUGUACCAUUGCCGAACCCAUGGACACCACGUAAUAGUGCCACUAUAGCAAAUGCUAAUAAUCCUUUUGGAUGUAAUUAUCAAAUUUUAGAGUUUAUUUUAUCUAUUUUAAUAUUCAAAUUUAAUGCUUAUAUUCAUUGUUCAGCACUUUCGGGAAUAUCUCCUUAUAGCAUCAUGGGUUUUCCACCUACUCAACUGUCUUUUUCACCUUCAUCAGCCGCUUCUCGAAACGCACCAACUACACAAGCUCCAACUCAAUCAACAACAGGGACACCAAGUACAGGAACUCCAACGACUAGCUCAUCAACAACCGGUUCAUCCAACUCAACAUCCUCAAACAUCCCAGCGCCGAACUUUAUGUUUCCAACAAAUGCACAGAAUAUUUCGACGGCUAAUGAUCCGGAGUUUAUUAGACGUUUUCAGCAACUUAUGCAACGUUAUAUGACAUCUCCGCAACUUGUAACAUCACGCCAGCAAAUGCCCCAAACAUAUUAUCCGGCAUCUUUCUUUGGAUCGCCUAAUCCAUUCUUCACUCCAUCACUUGGUGCAACACAGACACCAGUAUCUACUCAGCCGUCUGAACCCCCCGAAACACGUUUCAGAACGCAACUCCAAAUGCUUGAAGAAAUGGGGUUCGUUGAUCAAGCCGCAAAUAUCCGUGCUUUACUUGCUACUGGAGGUGAUGUCAAUUCUGCCAUUGAAUUCCUGUUGGCUCAUCGAAGUUGA